CCGUUGAUUAGUAGCAGAAUCUUCUUAGUCAUCCAAUGAAAAAUCCGAGCUCCAUCAUGUUAGCAAGGAGGUUAUUUCUGGCUGAUAGAUUUUAUUGAUCUAUAUUGAAUUGCUUCAUUAAAGAUGCCGAUACUCAGUGGCUUGUAGGGAGAUUCGCCCUAGGAUCUCGACGUCAUACCGCAGGAUUAUGCGCCUAGCCUUCAUAUGAGAAACGUCAGAGAGAUUGCUUGAAGGGGUGCAUGAAGGUGUAAGGUGAUUCUGCCUCCGGCGAAGCACGCAAUCUAGAGCAAUCAUUAAAUAGGGUGAAAUGGGAUACGCCGUGAAAAGCAUAAAUAGAACGGUAGGUUCCCAGAAAUGUCGACUUUUGUUCAUCACUAGCGAUAGGAACAGUCUCCAGCACAACCCAGCUCUCUCAUCUUUCUUGAAUCUCAAAGUUCAGUUUGACUUCGACUUAUCUUCAAAAUGAAGACCUCAAUCCUUGCCCUCUUUGCCUUCGGUGGCUUCCUUGCUACCACCAUUGCUAGCCCCGUCACCGUCAAGACCAGCGUUGAGAAGCGCCAGGACAUCGACGCCAUUGAGACGAGCUUGGAGGCUCUGUUCACACAAAUCCAGGAGCAGACCGGCAAGAUCAACUCGACUUUGACUCCGGUUGCGGAUGGCGCUCCCGAGGCUGAUGCCCAGGUCGCUGCCGACUCUAUCGCUCCUCAACUCGACGCAAUCUCGGAUCUCUUGGAAAAGUCCGUAAGCAUCGCCAAGCGUGCCAUUCUAGAGGGUCGAUUCGUCAAGGAAGACAUCUUCAAGACUGUUUCCAUCAUCCUUUUCGAGUUGUUGGGCACUGUCAAGUUCAUCCUUAUCAAGCUCGGCCUCGGGCCCGUCUUGAUCCACCUAGUUCCUCUCAUCCUUGGUCUCGUCAAGCUUGUUAAGGCUCUUGACAAGGUUGUUGAUGGUCUACUCAUCGCUGUUAAGUUCAUCGUCGACGACCUUCUCAAGGCUGUCGGUCUUGGCCUUUUGGGUCUCCUCCCCUAAAUUUUGAGUUCACAAUCAUUUACCCAUUUAAGAGGUGUGGUAGAUGGGGUAUGAGAUGAGUGUCGCUGGCGUCGAUAUAUAUGCUUGGCGUCUUAGAUGGUUGCUGUCUUCUUUUCCAUCAACUCCCUCAGAUUAUCUUCAGUUAGCGCAGACAAGAUUUUACCGGUAGUUAGAAAGCUGGACAUAUGCGCUUUAGAUUAAUGAGAAACGAAAUAUAAGAAUUUCGCUGACAUAAAAAUGAGGUUAAUGAUUGAAAGUGAAGAUGGAAGGGUUGAGAUAGUGGGGGUGCACCCUUACGGACAUAGCAGGGGUCUU
This is a messenger RNA of Hypoxylon trugodes, 1341 nucleotides long. RefSeq lists its product as uncharacterized. Bases 463 to 1026 code for a protein of 187 amino acids. The record is from RefSeq and is a predicted model, not a curated record. NCBI's taxonomy places the organism in Eukaryota, Fungi, Ascomycota, Sordariomycetes, Xylariales, Hypoxylaceae. The transcript has 3 exons.